Molecule: messenger RNA, 1229 nt
Organism: Pseudo-nitzschia multistriata
Lineage: Eukaryota; Bacillariophyta; Bacillariophyceae; Bacillariales; Bacillariaceae
Source: the annotation of a GenBank genome assembly
CUGUACGAUCGGUCCCGCAAGCUGGUCUGAAGAAGGCAUUGGGAAACUUAUAGACUCUGGUAUGAAUGUUGCGCGUUUCAACUUCAGUCACGGGAGUCACGAAGAGCACAAACGGAGCUUAGAUCGCCUUCGGAAAGUAGCGGCAUCAAAGUCAAGUAAUAUUGCUGGUGAGUUUGUGCUGCCGCCGCUAAUAUUGCUUUCGCUAUCCUUUCUGUUUUUUCCUCUUUUUCUGAAUUCAUGUAUCUCUGCUCACACAUACCGUACAUACCGUGAUAUCGGGUCUAACCUACAAACUAUCACAUGUUUUUGUUUUUCAAAGUCCUCUUGGAUACCAAGGGUCCUGAGAUUCGAACUGGACUUUUUGAUAAGAGUGUACUGACGCAACUCGAAUUGAAAAGGGGUGAUGACUUUACUCUGAUAGGCGACUAUUCGUACAAGGCGAACUGCUCAAAGAAACUAGGUUGUUCCUACGAGCAAAUUGCAGAGAGUGUAAAACCAGGACAGCAAAUUUUGGUUGCAGACGGAGCGUUAGUUCUGACCGUCGUCUCUUCCGAUGUACCAAACAAAGAGGUCACCUGCAGGGUGGAAAACAACGCUUCCAUUGGAGAACGCAAAAAUAUAUGUCUUCCAGGUAUCAGGGUCGAUCUCCCAACCUUUUCCGAAAAGGAUGUAGACGAUGUUGUCAACUUCGGCAUUAAGAAUGGCGUGGAUUGCAUCGCUGCCUCUUUCAUUCGUACCGGCCAGGAUGUUCUUAAUCUUCGAAAGCUUCUCGCCGAUAACGGUGGGGAGGCAAUAAAAAUCAUUUCCAAAAUCGGAAAUCAGGAAGGGAUGGAACAUUUCGACAAAAUCCUUGAGGAAACGGAUGGAAUUAUGAUUGCUCGAGGCGUUGUAAGUACCAGAAAAUUAGGAAGAAUAAUUCCUUUGACUGUAUGUUAGAGAGAUCCUAAAUGAAUAUUUCGUAUUUUCAUGCAUGAAAAUCAGCAUCGAGAAUUGGAUACAAAGCUCAUUUUGUUUGUUUCCUACACUAAUCAUCCUUUUGAAAAUUAUCAAACCACCAUCAAUUCACCAAUUACAACUGAUUCAAAACCUCACUUAUUCACCCAUUUGCUUUUAACGUUUGACAUGUAAUUUUGAUCCGAAGCUUGGAAUGGAUAUCGCGCCGGCCAAAGUAAGAGAAGAGAAACCAACAUAAAUUGAUUUUUCUUUAUUUUUUCGCUAAAACUAAUAUU